UGUUUUCUUGUCAUUAGACUUAUAAACACAUUGCUCUCAUGAGGUGGGUAAUGGUUGCACUCAUUGGAAUUGUGACUGGUACCAUUGCAUUUCUCAUUAACGUUGGCAUACAUUAUCUGAGACUGCUAAAAUAUCAAGGAUUUUUUAGAGUCUAUGAAUUAACGCGAGAUUCUGGUACAAUAUUCCUUGCUCUGUUAGUAAUUGCUGGAUUUAAUGUAUUUUGUUCUAUUUUUGCUGGUAUCCUGGUUGCUAUUGAACCAAUUGCUGCAGGUAGUGGAAUACCUGAAAUAAAGUGUUACCUGAAUGGAAUAAGGAUGCCAAGAGUUGCUAGGAUACGUACGCUAAUGGCAAAAGCUUGUGGUGUAUUGUUUUCUGUGGCAGGAGGGUUUCUUGUUGGUAAGGAGGGUCCUAUGAUUCAUACUGGGGCUAUUGUUGGGGCAGGGAUACCACAAUUGAGGAGUUUUAUAUGGAAAAAGCUCAGGCUACCUUAUCCGUACUUUAGAGAUGACAAAAACAAGAGAGAUUUUGUAUCUUGUGGAGCUGCUGCUGGUGUAGCAGCUGCAUUUGGUGCACCUAUUGGUGGAGUCUUGUUCAGUUUAGAAGAAGGAUCUUCAUUCUGGGAUCAGGGAUUAACCUGGCGCUCUUUGUUCUGUGCUAUGUGUUCCACCAUUACUCUCAAUCUUUUACUUACUGGUACUCCUCUUGUACCUGAGGCUAAAUUUGGUGAGCUUGAUCAACCUGGUCUUAUUAAUUUUGGAAGAUUUUCAAAUGGAGGGAGUGGUGGAAACCUUUGGACCUUUCCCUAUCUGUUUCUUUUUAUUUUGAUUGGUGCCGGAGGUGGUUUGUUAGGAGCAUGGUUUAAUAGUCUGAAUAAAAGAUUGACUAUAUACAGAAUGAAACAUGUGUUCAGGAAAAAUUUCUUUUACAAAAUGCUAGAAGUCAUAUUAAUAGCUAUGGUAACUACAGUUAGCUUCUUUAUUCUUGCUACACUUUUGGGUACUUGUGUUCCAGUCAUCACACGGAGUGAACAACAAUUUGCCAACAGUACCAGGAACUUCUUUUGUCCUACUGGAGUCACUUUUUCAACCAUUAAAUUCAAUGACUAUUUCAAUGACCUAGCUACUCUUAUGUUCAACUCUGAGGAGGAUUCAAUAAAACAGCUAUUCCAUCAAGACGGUGCAUUCACACUACCAACACUAGGCUUAGCUUUCAUUUGUUAUUAUUUUAUUGCUUGCUGGACAUAUGGAGCAGGAUUGCCCAGUGGAUUAUUUGUACCAUGUCUCACCAUUGGAGCCCUCUAUGGUAGAUUUAUCAUCACUGCCAUGCAGACCGCUGGCAUACCAACAGCAAUAGAUCCUGGAACUUUUGCACUGAUAGGAGCUGCCGCUUUCUUAGGGGGUGUUGUCAGAAUGACAGUUAGUCUAACGGUAAUUCUUAUAGAGUCGACAGACGAGAUAGAGUAUGGUUUACCACUUCUGGUGACGCUGAUGGUGGCUAAAUGGGUAGGAGACCUCUUCAAUGAAGGACUCUAUGACAUACACAUUGAAGUGAAGGAGAUACCUCUCUUAGGCUGGGACUCACCUGAAAAAGUGGACAGGCUAACAGCAACUGAUGUUAUGAAUCCUGAUCUCAAGUACAUAUACCCCAUUAGUAAUGUCGGCAACAUUGAACGUCUUCUUACUAAGACUAAACACAAUGCAUUCUUCGUAGUCACUGCUCCUCUUUCAGCCUCAACUGAAGACACCACUAGCUCAAUUGGAGUCUCCAAACAAAGUCCCUUACUUUACAAGAGACAAUCAAUGCACCCGAUACACAGAACCAAAUUAAUGGAACAGAGAAGAAGAAGGAAGGAGGCCUUGAAGAGGAAGGAGUACAAGGAGGCUACUAUCAAUGAUGAUGGAGAGUCCAGUGGUGCUACUCCGUUUUCUUCUGGAGCAGUGGAAGGAUUGCAUGAUAAUGCUAAUAAUGCUUUUACGUUCCUUGGUCUGAUACUCCGGUCACAGUUAGUCAAGCUAAUGCACAAUAGGAUAUUCUUUGAUGAGGAAAACGGAGUUGAGACUCAGCAUUGUAUCAAACACGAAGAGCUAAACGAAGAUUAUCCUCGCUUUAAAAGAAUUGAUGAUAUUGAACUGAAAGAAGAAGACAAACGAAUGCAAAUGGACGUCAGUUUAUACAUGAACCCGUGUCCAUACACCGUAUCAUACCAUGCACCAUUAAGACGUGUCUUUAAUCUGUUUCGUACAAUGGGACUUAGACACUUGCCUGUUAUUGACAACUCUGGAAAAGCUGUUGGAAUGAUUACUAGACAUGAUCUGACACAUGAACAUCUACACAAAGCACUCCAUGCUAAAUCACGCCAUAGCAAUAAUGACAAUGAUAGCAAUGAAAAUGAUGGGAAGCUUGAUGUUGCUGAUACCGGUAUAAGGCUUUAAAGCUGCUUUAAAGAAAUCUCUAUCAAACUUUUCUAUGUAAUAAAUGUUAGAAAAAUAUUUGUCUAGGUUGCGUAGCUAUACGGGCACUGCCAUUAAUGUAUGUAGCAUUAAUAGUUUGCCGUUUUUGUAUAAUUUUUUAUUAUAAUUUAAGACCAUU
This is a messenger RNA of Amphimedon queenslandica, 2589 nucleotides long. Its product is annotated as chloride transport protein 6-like. The transcript is spliced from 16 exons. The record is from RefSeq and is a predicted model, not a curated record. Gene Ontology annotation, molecular function: chloride transmembrane transporter activity. Gene Ontology annotation, biological process: chloride transport; transmembrane transport. Gene Ontology annotation, cellular component: lysosomal membrane; intracellular membrane-bounded organelle. NCBI's taxonomy places the organism in Eukaryota, Metazoa, Porifera, Demospongiae, Haplosclerida, Niphatidae. Bases 39 to 2432 code for a protein of 797 amino acids.